This is a messenger RNA of Prunus mume (Japanese apricot), 1169 nucleotides long. RefSeq lists its product as uncharacterized. The record is from RefSeq and is a predicted model, not a curated record. NCBI's taxonomy places the organism in Eukaryota, Viridiplantae, Streptophyta, Magnoliopsida, Rosales, Rosaceae.
GCUUGGUUUGGUAGAAGUCAAAAAUGAACCAACCCCUAACCCAACCGAACCCAGAAGGCAGCGACCAGUCGCAGCAGCCACCACCUCCUGUCCACACAGAAGUAGAAGAUGAUGAUGAGAAUGUAAAACAACUCAAAGAUUGCUCUGUUAUCUACCUAUCCUUACAGGAUUGCCUUGUUAAGACUGACAGGAAUUGGAAAUCUUGUCAAGUGGAAGUCCAGGCCUUGAAGGCAUGCAAUGAGAGGAGGAAUAAUGGCAGAGGAAAGUGAGAUCAUAGCAAAGAUGAGCUUCAAUUAGGAUUUCUAAUAUGUAUGAAUUUUUUAUAUUUUUUAUGAACUAAUAUGUAUGAUUUUUGGGUUUUAUUAUUUGACUGAAUCUUUAAAUGAAAUGGUGACCAUUUCUUGGUUGUUUUGCAUAAAAAAAUUUGUAACCAAAACCCGCAAGUCAUGUUUCUCUUCUCUCCACAAGUCAUCAAAUGCAUUUUGUUCUAGAGUAAAGCAGAGUUAUAAAGAAGCAUUUCUCUGUUUUUGCUGAGAAACAGAAGCAGAGAUGCUUUGGAAUUAGACAGCCUUUACACAGAAGUAAUGCAGAAUUCUCAGGAGGAACCUAAGUCGAAACGUCAAUAUUGAGAAUUCCUUUCAUCUGAAAAGAUAAUCCGGCCGAAAAAAGAAGAAGAAAAAUAUCGUUGAGCAAAAGGAGACGGUAACGAUAACCAUCAGCUUGAUUCAGGAAACAGAAAAUGAUAUGAUAGCCAAAAGAUGGGCACAAAGAAAUAAAUAGACAUAUGAAAUGUGGUAGACUUGUGGAAUUCUGGCGCUAGAUCCUCUUCCAAAGCAGUUCGACCUUGGCAUUUUGUUUUAACGAAACAAACAAGUCAUCAUCCGCAUUUUGUUCUAUAGAAGUAGAGUUACUGUCUGAUGGCUAAACAACAAAAAGAUGAGGUUUCUGUGUUUGCUGAUCAUGAGGAAAAGCUGAGUUGCUUUUGGCAUUCUGACAACCUUUUCACACGAGUAAUUGAAGAACUCCUAGCAGGAACUUGUGUCGAAACAUUGUUGACACAUUGAGAACCCUAAGCCUCUGAAAAAUAACCCAACUGCUCACCGCACAUAGCGCAUGCAGUCUCAAUUGUCGGAGUCAAUUUAAGCUGAAAAGGAGAAAUCUUGUUGAGC